AUGUUCAAUGUCAGCCCUCAACAAUUGGGGAAAUGCAAGUUCCCAGACCACGACUCCAAAACCAAUAAGUCAGACGCCGGUGUCAAAAAGGGCAGUCGAGGCAGUCAUCAACACUUGCCGACCCACUUGACCUUCACGCUCGCAUAG
Messenger RNA from Parastagonospora nodorum SN15, 147 nucleotides. RefSeq lists its product as hypothetical. The transcript has 3 exons. The coding region runs from base 1 to 147 and encodes 48 amino acids. Lineage: Eukaryota; Fungi; Ascomycota; Dothideomycetes; Pleosporales; Phaeosphaeriaceae. The record is from RefSeq and is a predicted model, not a curated record.